AUGUGUUGUGAUGAAGACAAUAUAAACGAUGUGCUGGUCGACAUUGGUAAGAGUAAUCGAUUGGAAGAACUGGAUCUGCGCGGUAUUGACAUAGAUGAAGAAACGUUCCCUCUAAUCAAGUCACUUCCAAAUUUAAAAAUAUUGUCUGUAAUCUCGGCAAGUGCAGAUACUACAUUUCCAGAGUCUAAGGAUUUUCCGUCUAAUCUCAAGACACUCACAUUGGAAGGCUUUCAGAUCGCUAACGGUAAUAUAGCGUCACUAGUGAAAAGUCUUAGGCAUCUCGAAAAUUUGUUUCUAAGGAGUUGCGAGCUGCUGCAUCACGAUUUGUGGCUCAGCGAUUUUGAUUUGAUGACUAAUGUAAUAAUUGAGGUUCUAACUGAAGGCAACCUUACAUGUCGAAGUUUAAAUGUGACGAUAGAGGCUGAAUAUGCAGAUGCACCAAACACAACUAAAUCAAUCGGAAGUAUACGGAUCACCAACGAUGUGCAAGAUACAAGUUUGUUCAAAAUAACAUAUCCUGGAAUGUACUGCGGGUUACCUGAAUGUGAGGUUCGCUGUGGAUCAUUUAGUGAUUAAAGUAU
This is a messenger RNA of Bradysia coprophila, 581 nucleotides long. RefSeq lists its product as uncharacterized. Lineage: Eukaryota; Metazoa; Arthropoda; Insecta; Diptera; Sciaridae. The record is from RefSeq and is a predicted model, not a curated record.